Molecule: messenger RNA, 666 nt
Organism: Closterium sp. Yama58-4
Lineage: Eukaryota; Viridiplantae; Streptophyta; Zygnematophyceae; Desmidiales; Closteriaceae
Source: the annotation of a GenBank genome assembly
AUGCAUGCAACAGAGUUGCAACAGAGUUGCAACAGAGUUGAGCACAACCCCACCAAUCUCUUCUCUCACAUUCUCCCGCCCCCACUCCCUCCCUCCCCUUUCCUCCUCUCCCACCGCUGUCACCCGGCCCCCUUGCCCCUCACUCACAGGGACCGCGAGGCGCAGGAGACGGCAGAGAGGGAGCGACUGGCGAAGCAGUGGCUGGCGGAACAGGAGCGGAUAAAGAAUGAGCCGUUGGAGAUCACAUACAGUUUCUGGGACGGGGCAGGGCACAGGCGAGUGAUCAAGGUGCGCAAGGGCGACAGCAUAGCGGACUUCCUGCGAGCAGUGCAGCAGCAGCUGGCGCCCGACUUCCGGGAGGUGCGGUCGGCGUCCGUGGAGGGGCUGGUGUACAUCAAGGAGGAUCUCAUCAUCCCGCAUCAAUACACGUUCUACGAGCUCAUUGUGAACAAGGCGCGGGGAAAGAGUGGUCCGCUGUUCCACUUCGACGUGCACGAUGACAUCCGCACCACGGGGGAUGCCACCAUUGAGAAGGACGAGUCGCACGCAGGCAAGGUGGUGGAGCGGCAUUGGUACGACAAGAACAAGCACAUCUUUCCUGCCUCCCGAUGGGAGAUAUACGACCCAGCAAAGAAGUGGGACCGGUACACCAUCCAUGGCAACUGA